Messenger RNA from Phalacrocorax carbo (great cormorant), 9230 nucleotides. NCBI's taxonomy places the organism in Eukaryota, Metazoa, Chordata, Aves, Suliformes, Phalacrocoracidae. The record is from RefSeq and is a predicted model, not a curated record.
GGGCGGCGGGUGGGGGGGUGCCGGGAGCGGGGACGGGGGGGGGGCAGAGCCAGCGAGCGCGCCCGGCGGAGGGGCCGGAGACGCGGCGGCGGCGGCGGCGGCGGCAAGAUGGCGGCCAAGUCGGAUGGCGGCGGCGGCGGCGUGGGCUUCGCCCAGCUGCACAACCUGGACGAGGCGGCGGCGGCGGCGGCGGCGGCGGGCGUCUGCGGCGCCGGCGGCGUCGGGGCAGCGGCGGCCGAGGGCGCGGAGGAGCCGGGCGGCAGCAGCUCCUUGCACAUCUGCCACUGCUGCAACACGUCGUCGUGCUACUGGGGCUGCCGGAGCGCCUGCCUGCGGAGCCUCUUCGGGCGGGCGGCCGCCGCCGCCGCCGCCGAGCCGCUGGCCCCGCGUCCCGCCGCCGAGGGGCCGCCGCGGGCGCCGGAGGGCGGCGAGGCGGGCGAGCGGCCGUGGCUGGACUGCCUGUGGAUCGUGCUGGCGCUGCUGGUGCUGCUGGGGGACGUGGGCACGGACCUGUGGCUGGCGCUGCACCACUACGGCCGGCGGGACUACGUCUGGUGCGGCCUGACGCUGGCCUUCGUGCUGCUGCCCUCGGUGCUGGUGCAGAUCCUCAGCUUCCGCUGGUUCGUGCAGGACUACACGGGCGGCGGGCUGGGCGCCGUGCAGGGCCUCAGCAGCCGCGGGCCGCCCAUGAUGGGGGCCGCCGUCCGCCGGGGGGGACCCGCCGGCGGGGUAGGAGGAGCCGCCGGCACCGUCACCCCCGGGGCGCAGCGCCUCUGCAGGAUCUCCGUCUGGGUCUGGCAGUCCGUCAUCCACCUGCUGCAGAUGGGGCAGGUCUGGAGGUAUAUCCGAACUAUGUACCUGGGGAUCCAGAGCCAGAGGCGGAAGGAACACCAGCGGCGUUUCUACUGGGCUAUGAUGUACGAAUAUGCAGACGUAAAUAUGUUGCGCCUCCUGGAAACUUUCCUCGAGAGCGCCCCUCAACUGGUGCUACAGCUCUGCAUAAUGAUCCAAAAGAACCGUGCAGAAACAUUACCAUGUGUGUCCUCUGUGGCCUCCCUGAUGUCCCUGGCUUGGGUGCUAGCCUCCUAUCACAAGCUUCUUCGGGACUCUAGGGACGACAAGAAGAGUAUGAGCUACAGAGGGGCCCUCAUCCAUCUCUUCUGGCGCCUCUUCACCAUCUCAUCCCGAGUUAUUUCUUUUGCUCUCUUUGCUUCCAUCUUCCAGCUCUACUUUGGGAUCUUUGUAGUGGUCCAUUGGUGUGCCAUGGCUUUCUGGAUCAUCCAUGGUGGGACAGAUUUCUGCAUGUCUAAGUGGGAGGAGAUCCUCUUCAACAUGGUGGUAGGGAUUGUGUACAUUUUCUGCUGGUUUAAUGUCAAGGAAGGGCGGACUCGAUACAGAAUGUUUGCGUAUUACACGGUAGUCCUGACGGAGAACGCUGCCUUGACGCUCCUUUGGUAUUUUUACAGAGAUCCUGACACUACUGACUCAUAUGCCGUGCCAGCACUGUGUUGUGUCUUUCUUAGCUUUGCUGCUGGGAUAGCUUUGAUGCUGUUAUAUUAUGGUGUGCUGCAUCCCAUGGGGCCAAGAGCUAAGAUCUUUGCCAGCUCCUGUUGCGCCGAGCUGCUCUGGGGCAUUCCUUUGCCCCCCGAUGUUGAGCCCAUGGCACCCCAAACCCCUGGGUACCGGGGGGCCCAGGCUACGCCCACCAGAGCGGUCACGGAGCAACAGGAGGAACUCACAGCUGACACUUGCUUGCCCGUUUUCCAGGUGAGAGCAAUGGUACCAUCUACUCCAUCUGGGCGACCCUACCCCCCAGAGGGGCCUCUCAUUAAGAUUGACAUCCCAAGAAAAAGAUACCCUGCAUGGGAUGCUCAUUUUGUAGACAGGAGGUUAAGAAGAACUAUCAACAUCCUCCAGUAUGUCACCCCCACAGCUGUAGGUAUUAGGUAUAGAGAUGGACCUCUCUUAUAUGAGUUGCUACAAUAUGAAUCUUCACUUUAAAAGCUCCUUAAAGCAAAAGUAAAAGAGGGGACCUUAUUUUUGUUUACGGUAAACACAGAUCAUGAAACAAACACAAACCUUCAGAUAAGCUUUCUUUCUGGUUGCUGUAUGUAUAAAAAAAAAAAAAAAAGAUAUUCUCUAUGUUUUGUAAGUAAAAACAAAAAGAAAAACUUUUCUUUUGUUUUUUACACACAAGAAACAGUAUUUCAACUUCCACACCUAGGAUUCACAGGUGGAGAAGGAGGCAUCUCCACAUCAGUUUUAUACCGUACACCAAGUGUAGAACAUUAUUUAUGGGAUUGGUGCUGAUUGAAAAAUAAAAAAAAAAAACAAACAAACAAACCUACAACUGCCUUAUGCCCUUAGGUGCUGAGUUUCAUUAAGUACUGUCACCUUUCUCAUGCAAAACUCUUUGAUGAUUAUAUGCCAGGAAAAAAACGAACCAACUGAAAUACAAACCGUAAAAUUUAAAAAAAAAAAAAAAAAAAGAAAAGAAAAAAAUGAACAACAACAACAAAAAGAGAGAAAUGUAUGAAAACAAAAUCUUGUUGCUCUUAUUGGAUUUAGCAGAAAAAAAAACCCCAAAUGUCUAAAGAUAAGAAAGCAAAGCCAAGACAACCCCAAUGGAGUUUGAUUUUUUCCAACAGUUGGAAGACAAAAUCAGGUCUGUAACUAAAUUUGGCAACGCAUUUAUAACACCAUUUGGCCAAGCCUGCAAGCCUUGGCCAAGCCGUGUUACAAACGCAAUCCCACCACGUGUUACAAAGGCAAUCCCACCGCGUAACCGUUUUCCUCGUGUAAAUGGGCCACGCGUAAUGGUCGGUUUGCACCAGAUGAAUAUGGUAAUACAGUAUCUGAUCUUGUUCCGAACAAUUGCACACGCUAAAGCGCCACUGACUUCAGUGGAGGAAAUAACAACCGUCUGAGCCCAGAAUAAGGCCUGCCACCUUGAUUUCUGGAAAAUAAGAAAUCUGCGAACAUUGAAAUUGUAUACCAAAAACAUGAUACUAAAGUACAUUUACACAUAUCUAAUAACUAUUUCAGUAAUAAUAAAACUCAGCAUAGUAGCAAAAAGCGAGUCAAUUUAAAGGCACAAUACUUGAUCAGUGACUGGCAAAAUAAUUUGACCUACUGUAUCAUUUUAAGGCUGUGAAAGGCAUACAUGUAUUAUUUGUAAUCUCGUGUAAGACCUGUCAUGUCUCAUUCAGUGCGAGCCUUAAAGUGAUUGUAAAGCAUCCUUUGUUCCAUUUUGGGGGUUUUGGGUUUUGAUUUUUGUUUUGUUUUGUUUUGUUUUGUUUUUAAGGAAAACAAAACAUGAAAAUCGGGAUAAAAACAAACAAACAAACAACAAAACAACCAACAAACUUCUUCAAACGGUAAUAACCUGUAAACUGACUCACGUCUUGAGAUGAUUUGGUGCUUUGUAUUUUUGUUGAUGUUGUUGUUGUGAUUUAGCUGAGAAUUCUUCAAGUCGGUACCUGUGGGGAACUGCUGAUAAAAACUGUCUUGUGUCACCCUCUACUGUAAGUACAUGGCGAGAAACACCACCAGAGGAAAUUCAAGAGCGUAGCGAGAGCAUCGUGGUUUAGCUUAGCCUUCUCACUGCAAGGAGAUGCUGCCACCUCCGAUGAUGGCAAAGCCUAGACGGUCACCUGCCAAGGGCUGUGUGGUUGUCUUGACAUUUCCAAAUAACCCGCUCGGUGUCUGAACAUUCACAUCUCUCGAAUUCUGUUUCUGUGCUGGAAUCUCUUGUUUCAAGUUAAAUCACGGGUUUGCGUCUGUCCAACACCCUUUUCCGUUUCGAGAGUAUUGCUCCUUUAAAGGAAUAUUCCCGUUUCAGGGCAUCUUUUCAAUCCCACCAUCCCUCUGCUUGGGAGGGGAAAACAACAACGACAAAAUGAGAUAUUUUUAAGUGAAUGCUGUAGUAUUUUCUGUGUGUACUUGCAAUUUUUUAUUCCAGAAAUACUGUAACUGUCUAGGGUGCAAAACUCCCAUGCUGACCUAUUCUGAAGAGAAGAUCAGCAUGAGGGGGGAUAUUUUUUAAUUAUGAUUAUGUUUUUUUUUAAUUUGAGGAAUCAGUUGGGUUUUUUAAUUAUAAUAGUAUUUAAAGAAACUAGUACCAAUUUUAUACAACAGUUUAAAGAAGCUGAAUGCUUUCUUCGCCUGAAUAUACCUGAAGAGAAACAUUUUUUUCAAUCAGUGGUCCUUUGCAGUGUGCUGAGAAAAUGUUGGGGUUUCUUCAGUUGUUUCGUUUUGUUUUGUAAAGAAAACUUUUAACUGGUGUCUGUCCCUUUCAAGGAGGGCAGAACUCAUUCACGCCAAACUAUAGACACACGGCAAAGUUUAUAAGAAGCCAAAUUGUCACUGGUACUGUAAUUCCCAGUCAAACUCCAUUUCAGGCAAAUGUUUCUGGGCUCUGAUUACACCCAAUAUGAUGGUCACAUUUUCAUGCAAAGGGAGGGAUUUUUGUCUUGUCAUUCCCUACCUAAAUUCCCAGUACCUUGUCCACCGUGCGCAUAAAUACAUACAUAUAUGCACACAGAAUUAUACAUAUUUGUGAAAAGCUUUCAUUUCCCUUCUCCGUUGUCUGUGUCCCAUAACCAGUCCCUUCUCAAGUGUCCUAGUAACAUUUCACCCUGUUCCUUCCCUAAUCAGUAUGCUGUCUCCAUAAAAAGAGGUAAUUUGUGAAGUGAACUUGCUGUCCCCAGCUGCUGAGUCAUAAAAACACAGAGGUGCCCAUCCUCCAGCAACAGGCCUGCGUUUCUCCUCCCAGGACUUUCUUUUGACUUACCUUUAAUACCAGUGUAGACUUACUCUGAUCCAGUUCCCUAAGACUCAUGCCCUGUGUAAAGGAGAGCCUUGGUCCUUCCAUGAAGUGCUCUCCUCUACAUAUCUGCAUUUCAUUGGCAUAAGCAUGAAAAAGGAAUGGAUGACAAACAACCCUGCUGUUCCUCGGGGACAUUUCCUCCAGAAGAUAGCAUCCUCAUUUUCAAAAGCACCAUGAGAACGUCCCCUUCCCUGAACUUGUCAACCUUGAGGUCUGGUUUGGAGAUGUGAUCCCACUCCCUGGCCCCACCUGAACAGCCGGACCCUGCCGCUUUGCACCGGGACAGUGAGAUGAGUCAACGAGCCGAGGCACACUCAUCAGGAGUCGAGGAGGAGACCCUUCAGUGUUGCCUCUCAUGAGCAUCUGCAGCCUGCCUUCCCUCAGGAACAGGACCCUUGCUCCAGACCACCGCACCAACAGCCGUCCUCUCCAACCCGUUACGGGUGUGAAGGGGCAAAACACUCUAGAAGUGACCUUACCUCUCAAUGCAGUGCUAAUUUCUCACAGCCAAACCAGCUUGACUAAGGGCUUGACACACCCCUGUUCCAAAGUCCUCCUCCUUCAUGGCUCGUAGUAUGGAUAACAAUGAAGGCGGGUGCCUCCACUGCGUGUUUAGACUGUUUCAUUGCAUUUAGUCGCAUAAACUUUCUGCCUCCGCUAUUAGUCCUUUCUUUGAAUGAUAUCCACUGGUAUCUUGAUUUAGCAAGAUUUCCAGUGAGAGCCUGUGUCAGCCCUGGAGAACUAUUUCUCUUUGAAGGACUUCAUUACAGCCUUAAUAUAAAGCACAUGCUCUACCACUACACCCUACGAGUUCCUGGUGGACAGUUUGGUGUGGUGACCAUUUCCUCUUGGGAUUGCCUGUGAUCUUGUUGCCAAACAGCGCCUUUUGCCAAGCCAAAAGCUCGGGGAGGAAAAUUGCCCCCAGCUCUUUAUUGGUACUAAUCCCAGUGCUAAGAGUCUAGUCCUCGCCUCCUGGUUUUGGGUUUGGUUGGGUUUUUUGGGUUUUUUUUGCACAGGGUCUCUUUGAUUUUUUACUUUGGCAGGAUGGCCAGUGACUUAUUUCAGUUUCACCUGGGUUUUAACUCCUUAGCUUCUUCCCAAUAUUAAGUUAUACCGCGUCCCACCUUCUUGCCAGAAGAUACCGCACGGGGGUUUUUCCAAACUGUCACGGCGAAGGAUGAGCCCACAUUUAUUCACAUCUCAAGAUCAGUGGGCAACUUCUCUGGCAUGUUUGUGCUGCUGGAUUCACCCUGGGAUCAUCUAAACCAGCCCAACUAUGCUGUGCCAGGGCAAAGCCAGGGCGUGAGGGCUCCACCAUCCCCACUGUUAUAUUGUUCAAACCUUCCCUGGUAUGGUUUUGACCCACUCCAGCCAGCCCUGGGCACCUGGCCAGAGGCAAUCCCCAGUUGGCAGUUCAGAUGCAGCCACUCUGUAUCGGGGGUGAAAGUGUUCGCUAGCGUGGAUGGGGCCAGCACUCGUCAGCUGGCUUCGUGGCCAGAAUGGAUCCUGGCAGUGCUUCGUUUACUAAUAAAGAUGUAACGAUGUGCCCCAGACCAGGAUUCAGGACUUGGUGGAAUACAUCAGCUCCGAUCUGGCAUUUUUCUAUUUUCUGCCUAAUUCAACGGACAAGCUAUUUUUCAGCUCACUUUGUUCUUUUUGCUGAGGUUACUUCAAAAACAGCAUCACUUUUAUCGUGCUGAUGUCAACCCAUCCGUCCACCCCUCCAUCCGUGUCAGAUGGCUGGCAUGCUUAGUGUGAUAGCGUUACACAUCUGUAGGCAGCUAAUUUGGAGACAGGAAUGAUUCAGACCAGACCAAAUCAACAACAGAAAUACAGGAAUUACAAGGUCCCUGCCCGUGCCCUUGCCAUGCUUUGCCACCCACACGAGGCAUUUUUCACCUGCACCAUACCCAACCUGAACCGCAGAAGGGGAGUCAGUGUUGUAUAAUUACCAGUGGAAAGUGGAGAGCCACCAAUUUGAAGUGUAAAUAUAUAUAUUUUCAGUGUUUUGGAUUGGAGCUAAUUGUCUGCUUCAUCCUGUCCUUCUCUGCACCUGCCAAAAGUCAGUAGACAUUUGCAUGUAUUUUUAUUUAAAGCUGACUGGAUGAAACGGGACAAAAUUAAUUUCAAGCUUUAGUCAGCGGCCUGCUAAAACCUGGCUGAUGCUGCUCGCAAGGGGAGCAUUGCUGUUGACUUUCAGAGAGCAGUCGUCCUGUGCUCUUCAGAUAUAUUUUUGUACCCACAAGAUUCACUUCACAAUUUAUCCCUCCUCCCCUUCCCUACACAGAAAUGCAUGACACACCUGUCACCCACAUACCUGCAGCAUGACUAAACCUCCUGAAGAAAAUGUGGUCUGAGGUUCGUCCAGCAUGAUUUCAUUGAAGCUCAGAGGUGCUUUGAAAAGGACAACUUACUACUGUGCAUUUGCAAAACCUUUCAGUGCCUGCUUGCUGGGCAGCUUGGGCAAGAGACAAUUUGGAAGCUGCCGGAGCCAGCGGAAAAUUGUGGAGACAGGCUUUUCUAGGAUAUUUUCUUCUUUUACUGGGUUAGCUGUUCUCUGGCUUCUGUUCAGAUCGGAUGUGGUCAUGCAAAAAAAAAAAAACAAACCCAGAAAAGAAAAACCCAGAUAACCACAACAAAAUAAGGUCUAUGCCAAUCCCCGCAGAAGCUGAGGUAGCUGAUGCUACAUGGUAGGGAUGAUGUGAACUCCGUUGUGUACCCUUUGCUUGCUGAAGCUUGCAUGUUGUUAUUUUGGCAGUUGCCUAAAGCCCUGGGGCUUUGGGGAUGGUAGUUUCCCAGGGUUACGGUUGCUCUUUUUAUUUCUCCUUGGAGCUCAGGUGUAUUCUGGUGCAGAGAAUCUCAGCCUGGUUUGAAUGAGAAGAUUUGAGGCUAUCCCAAAUAGACGUGGGCAAACCUUUCACUGUGUGCAGAAUGCAUUUCCAGACCUUUGGGUGACGCUAGAGAUUGUUGCAAUCCGCUUAUUUCUUCAUGGGCACGUUCAGAAUCCCUUCAUUGUUCUGUUGUGUUUGAACUUGGGAAUAACGGUGUGGUGACUCUUUUCUGUUGAGGUGUGAUGUGAAGAAAGGUAGGAGCCUUCCUGCUGUGCUAGAUAUUGCCUGUGUUCAACCCUUGUUCCUUACUUGAAGCUCAGACAGUACGAUAAUGAGAAAAAUGAGAAAAUGAGGUGACAGAUAGCUGCAUAUGUCCCAUUGGCUCUCCACUGAUGAGGAGGGAGGCAAUCGGUGACAAAAUAAACCUGGAUAAACCAUCUGGACCUUAAUGUAUAUCCCGAUAUACCUACCACCCAACUGGAAAGCGAUGUCGUUGAAAAAAUAAUGUGGACUAUUGUAUAUUAAAAAACUAAAAACCAAAAGAAAGCAAAACCCACAACAAAAGCAAGCUUUGCAAGCAGGCAAAUAUGAUUUGAGAGCAUAAACUUUACUUCCCACGCUCCCUUUGGGACACAUGCAGCAAGGCAACUGUUGAAAACCAGGCACUUUGUAAUAUGCGGAGUUAUUUGGAUUUGUGCAAUGCUGUGUUUGUCAGAUGGUCUUUUACAGCGAGUGUAGAAAGUGGCCACGGUCUAAAACUCAUUGCAGAUUUCUGGGUGACAGUACUUCUGGGUUUUGACCCCAGCUCUGCCACGAAGUUGCUGUGUAACCUUGGGCAAACGAUUUAACCUUUCUGUGCCUACAGUUUACCCAUCUGUACAUGGGUAUAAUAAUAUUUACCUACCUCACAGGGGUGUUGUGAGGCUUAAGUAAAUGCGUGUGAGAGGUGGUGGAAGUGCGCCGUAGAAGUUUCAUUCGUGCUGGGUUUGGGCUGUUAUCGGGAAUGAGCACUAAAGGGGUUUGUUACAACACGCAGAAGGAAAACCUGCUGGUGCGUGCAUGUGUCGAGAAAGUGAUCUUAAGUCUUUUCUCUCCCCAAAAGCAAGGCAUGGAGAAAAUUGUUGUGCGCCAACUGAAUAGCCUUGCUUUCCUGGUCAAAUGUAAUAGCACGGUUUGCAAUAUUAUUUUCUUACACAACAGGUGACCUUUCCCUUUUCCUUUCUGUUUCUGGAAACUUGAAACUAAAGAUCACAAACGUAUUUCUGAACCGAACGGAUUACUGAUGAAUACUUGAAUUUCUCUAAAGGUUGCUCUCAUCAGCCACGGUUAAUGUGCACUAAUCUUUCAGUCAUCAGCUUCCAUCUGAAUACAGUGAAAAAUUUGCUCACGCUGUUUUGGAAUAGCCUGGACCUUGUUUGGGAGGCUGGUAUACUGUUUGCUGAGGACUCUUGUAGGCAGGGGAAAACUAGGGUCUCAACUGAUAAACAUGUGAAAAAUCUUUUUUCUUUUUGUUUUUGCCUUUUAAGUUCUUGACUGCCUAAGACAGCACAAUAAUUGCAUUUUACUUGGUU